UUAUUGAGAACCCAAGACGAACACAUAGGACAGGAAGUUAUCACGAUUGUUCUCCCGGCACCGGAAGUCGCCUCAUUCUCAGGAAAGAUGGCAUCCGUGACUGUGCGAUCUGCUCCUGUCAGCGGCUUUGAUUUCGGGAACUGUAGGAGAAAUGCUCUUCUGGAAAAGGAAUUGACACAGAAAGGGCACAAGCUUCCCGCAGCUCGCAAAACUGGGACCACGAUUGUCGGAGUGGUGUUCAAGGAUGGUAUUAUACUUGGCGCUGAUACCAGAGCCACAGAAGGGAUGGUGGUAGCUGACAAGAACUGCUCUAAGAUCCAUUACAUAGCUCCCAAUGUCUACUGUUGCGGUGCUGGAACAGCGGCUGAUACAGAAAUGACAACCCAGAUGAUCUCUUCCAACAUGGAGCUCCACUCUUUGUCGACAGGACGUUUACCCAGAGUAGCGACUGCUAACCGAAUGCUUAAGCAGAUGCUGUUCAGGUACCAAGGCUACAUCGGUGCUGCCCUUGUACUAGGAGGGGUUGAUAGUACUGGCCCACAUCUGUACAGCAUAUACCCCCAUGGGUCCACAGACAAGCUUCCCUAUGUGACAAUGGGCUCUGGUUCUUUGGCAGCGAUGGCAGUUUUUGAGGACCGCUAUAGACCAGACAUGGAGGAGGAAGAAGCCAAACAGCUCGUGCGAGACGCUAUUGCCUCUGGUAUCUUUAAUGACUUGGGAUCUGGAAGUAACAUAGACCUGUGUGUGAUUACCAAGAACAAGGUGGACUAUAUCCGUCCUCAUGAUGAGGCUAACAAGAAAGGAGUGAGGGCAGGAAAUUACAAAUACAAGAGAGGUACCACUGGAGUUCUGUCCGAAAAGAUUACCCAUUUCAACCUGGAUGUGAUGGAAGAAACUGUGCAGACUAUGGAUAUCUCCUAAUUUCUUUGCUUGUGUUGGGGCAUUAAAGGAGUUGUCCGGCCAGUAUACAAAAAA
Bufo bufo (common toad) is the source of this 975-nucleotide messenger RNA. RefSeq names its product proteasome 20S subunit beta 7 (gene PSMB7). Gene Ontology annotation, molecular function: threonine-type endopeptidase activity. NCBI's taxonomy places the organism in Eukaryota, Metazoa, Chordata, Amphibia, Anura, Bufonidae. The transcript has 8 exons. The record is from RefSeq and is a predicted model, not a curated record. Gene Ontology annotation, cellular component: proteasome core complex. Bases 88 to 921 code for a protein of 277 amino acids.